ACAGAGGCAAGGCUGUAUACAUGGUGAGGAGUUGCCAUACCUUUUCGGUGCGCCACUGGUAGGAGGACUGGCGCACUUCACAAAAAACUACACCAAAUCAGAAAUGGCUCUUUCUGAGACAAUGAUGAUUUAUUGGAGCAACUUUAUUAGGAAAGGAAACCCCAAUGAAUCCCCUGAUGGAGAUGCCUCCCAUGGAGGCCGUAGUGAGAGGAGUAGAUUUAAGAAUGUUGAGUGGACUGCGUAUGAAGGUGUACAUAAAAAAUACUUAAAUUUAGGUGAGUUUCAUUUAUACUUCAUCAUAACGAUUUUUUGUUCGGGUUUUCUUCAAUUUAAAUAA
This is a messenger RNA of Acanthoscelides obtectus, 337 nucleotides long. The record is from the annotation of a GenBank genome assembly. Lineage: Eukaryota; Metazoa; Arthropoda; Insecta; Coleoptera; Chrysomelidae.